CUGGCACCAUGGCCAAGCUGGUGGAGUGCGUCCCCAACUUCUCGGAGGGGAACAACAAGGAGGUGGUCGAGGCGCUGGGACAGGCCAUCUCCAGGACACCAGGCUGCCUGCUGCUGGACGUGGACGCCGGCGCCUCCACCAACCGCACCGUCUACACCUUCGUGGGGUCCCCCCAGGCCGUGGUCGAGGGGGCCCUGAACGCAGCCCGUGCUGCUGGGCAGCUCAUCGACAUGAGCCAGCACACGGGUGAACACCCUCGCAUGGGGGCCCUGGAUGUCUGUCCCUUCGUGCCAGUGAUGAACGUCAGCAUGGAGGAGUGCGUCAGCUGCGCCCACGUCUUCGGGCAGCGCUUGGCAGCGGAGCUGGGGGUGCCUGUUUACCUGUACGGAGAGGCGGCGCAGAAGGAGAGCAGGAAAGCCCUGCCUGCCAUCCGUGCUGGGGAGUACGAGGCUCUCCCCGAGAAGCUGGCAAAACCAGAGUGGGCUCCUGAUUUUGGGCCAGCGACCUUCGUUCCCCGGUGGGGGGCCACGGUGACGGGCGCCCGGACCUUCCUCAUCGCCUACAACAUCAACCUGCUGUGCACCAAGGAGCUGGCUCACCGCAUCGCCCUCAACCUCCGCGAGCAGGGCCGUGGGCCCGAGCAGCCCGGGCGCUUGAAGAAGGUGCAAGGCAUCGGGUGGUAUUUGGAGGAGGAGAACGUAGCCCAGGUUUCCACAAACCUGCUGGAUUUUGAGACCACGCCUCUCCACGCUGUCUACGAGGAGGUCUGCCGGGACGCCGAGGCACUGAAUCUCCCUGUGGUGGGAUCCCAGCUGGUGGGGCUUGUCCCCAAGAAGGCCAUGCUGGACGCGGCCGAGUUUUAUAUCAAGAAGGAAAAUCUCUUCAUCCUGGAGGAGGAACAGAAGAUCAAGCUGGUGGUCAGUCGGCUGGGCCUGGACUCCCUGUCUCCAUUUCACCCCCGGGAGCGCAUCAUCGAGUACCUGGUGCAGGCAGGAGAGGUGGCCGAGGGGCUGGUGGCCAAGCCUCUGGGCGCCUUCGUGCGAGCGGUGGGCGGGAGGUCGGCGGCGCCGGGAGGAGGCUCCGUAUCG
Molecule: messenger RNA, 1088 nt
Organism: Merops nubicus (carmine bee-eater)
Lineage: Eukaryota; Metazoa; Chordata; Aves; Coraciiformes; Meropidae
Gene: FTCD
Product: formimidoyltransferase cyclodeaminase
Exons: 9
Molecular function (GO): transferase activity; folic acid binding
Source: RefSeq, a predicted model, not a curated record